Messenger RNA from Drosophila rhopaloa, 1139 nucleotides. Its product is annotated as trypsin alpha. The record is from RefSeq and is a predicted model, not a curated record. The transcript has a single exon. Lineage: Eukaryota; Metazoa; Arthropoda; Insecta; Diptera; Drosophilidae. Gene Ontology annotation, molecular function: serine-type endopeptidase activity. Bases 56 to 796 code for a protein of 246 amino acids. Gene Ontology annotation, biological process: proteolysis.
CAUUUUUUAGCACUCUGUGAUCUAUACCCGUUGGAUUAACAAAUUUGUCUCAAGAAUGCUGCUGAUAAGCUUUCUCCUACUUUUGUCAACUUCCCAAAUUCUAUCGGAAUCCCUGUCGGAUGAACUAUCCAUAAGCAUAGGACAAGUUCCCUGGCAGGCUUCUGUUCAAAUAAAUGACAAACAUCAUUGUGGAGGAGCCAUAUACAGUCCGAAUAUAAUCUUGACUAUAGCUCAGUGUGUGAGACAAGCCGACGUGGAUAUCAUAUCAGUACGAGUUGGUUCUUCCCUGAAGAGCUCAGGUGGCCAAUUGGUGAAGGUAAAAAAAGUUAGGAUGCAACUUCUGGGAUUGCGGCCCAGUGAUGUGGCCAUUCUCAAGCUGAGCUCACCAUUGGAAUUGGGCAGCGAGGUUCAAGCCAUCGAACUGUCCCAAGAGCUGCCAAGCCCUGGAACAAAUGCCACGGUUUCUGGUUGGGCACAACCCAAUGCGUUGGUACCCUCAUCGGAAAUAUUAUUGAAGGUAAAUCUUCAGAUCCAGGACCAAUUGAAGUGCACGGCAGAAAAAAUUUUGAAGGGGAGAGUAAUAAAUGUGGACGAGUUGUGUGCUGCCCCCUCGGGAGUCAUACCCCUCGCCUGUGAAGGAUUCGUCGGCGGUCCUUUGGUUUCCAACAAAAAACUAGUGGGACUCGUUUCCUAUAACAACGCCUGUGGUUUCCUCAAUUCGCCUAGUGUAUAUGCAAAUAUUCCCAUACUUCAAGGGUGGAUCAAAACCACUGUUCAGCUUCUGCAGAUUUUUUAACCAGGAUAUGUUGCUAACUAAACUAUUUUUUAACAGAUUAAUGUAAUCACCAAUUAAGCCCUUCCCCUGAAAUAUUUCCAAAAACAACUGCUAACUAAAAAGAAAUCCUUGACAAAAUUGGCUCACAACAAAAAUAACUACACAAAUAUUUAUAUUUGCAAAUUGUUUUCGUUUACCCAUAAAAUGAAUACACGUGCGCACAACUUGUUUUUUGAGGCUACUUGUAUUGCGGAAUUGAAAUUUAAUUCAUUUGCAUUUCAUUCUAUGAUCUGGGGAGUGCGGCUCAGAUGAAUAUUAAUAAUACGACCCAUAAGCCCAAUAAAUGCUCAUGAUUCCUCCCGUU